Molecule: messenger RNA, 2652 nt
Organism: Stegostoma tigrinum
Lineage: Eukaryota; Metazoa; Chordata; Chondrichthyes; Orectolobiformes; Stegostomatidae
Gene: mmut
Product: methylmalonyl CoA mutase
Exons: 12
Coding region: 73-2292 (739 amino acids)
Cellular component (GO): mitochondrion
Molecular function (GO): cobalamin binding; metal ion binding; methylmalonyl-CoA mutase activity
Source: RefSeq, a predicted model, not a curated record
UGGUUCCUGUGUUUGUCACUCAGCCCUGGGCCUGGACUCUGGGACACCAGAGGACCCAUUCCCUUUGGCGACAUGUGGGCACGGCGAGCUUUUUGUCACUGGAGGGGACGGUGGUCCUUUGUUGAGGUGGUGCCCUGCCGCGGACAGCACGUCCUGCACCCCGAAUGGGUCGCUUUAGCGGAGAAGCAGCUGAAGGGCAAGAAAGCUGAAGAUUUGAUAUGGAAAACGCCAGAGGGAAUCGCCAUCAAGCCUGUUUAUACCAAGCGGGACACGGCGGAACUGCCCGAGGAGCUUCCGGGCAAGUGGCCUUACACCCGGGGUCCGUACCCCACCAUGUACACCUACAGGCCGUGGACCAUCCGGCAGUAUGCCGGCUUCAGCACGGUCGAGGAGAGUAACCGCUUUUAUCGGGAUAACAUCAAAGCUGGUCAACAGGGACUUUCUGUGGCUUUUGAUCUUGCCACUCACAGGGGAUAUGAUUCAGAUAACCCUCGUGUCCAUGGAGAUGUUGGAAUGGCAGGCGUUGCGAUAGACAGUGUGGAAGAUAUGAAGUUGUUGUUUGAUUCAAUUCCUUUGGAAAAGAUGUCUGUUUCCAUGACUAUGAAUGGUGCGGUGCUGCCGAUCCUGGCUAUGUUCAUUGUGACGGGGCAAGAGCAAGGAGUUUCUGAAGAGAAGCUGACAGGAACGAUACAGAAUGACAUACUGAAAGAAUUCAUGGUCAGGAACACUUUCAUUUUCCCACCUGAACCCUCCAUGAAGAUUAUAGCUGAUAUAUUCCAGUACACGGCUAAACAAAUGCCUCGAUUUAACUCAAUUUCUAUCAGUGGGUACCACCUCCAAGAAGCUGGUGCAGGUGCUGUUUUGGAACUGGCUUACACCAUAGCAAAUGGUUUAGAGUACUGCAGGACUGGUAUUCAAGUUGGACUUGACAUUGAUGAAUUUGCACCACGACUUUCUUUCUUUUGGGGAAUUGGAAUGAAUUUUUACAUGGAAAUAGCAAAGCUGAGAGCAGCUAGACGACUGUGGGCUCAUUUGAUGAAAGAAAAAUUUAAUGCUAAAAAUUCGAAAUCUCUGCUGUUACGAGCACAUUGCCAAACCUCUGGCUGGUCCCUCACUGAGCAGGAUCCCCAUAACAACAUUGUUCGUACAGUGAUUGAGGCAAUGGCAGCUGUAUUUGGAGGAACUCAGUCAUUGCAUACUAAUUCUUUUGAUGAGGCAUUAAGUCUGCCUACAUUACAAAGCUCCCGAAUUGCUAGGAACACUCAGAUCAUCAUACAGGAGGAAUCUGGCAUCCCAAAAGUGGCAGAUCCCUGGGCUGGUUCAUUUAUGAUGGAAUCACUAACUAAUGAAGUAUAUAAUGCUGCUUUAAAGCUUAUUAAUGAGAUUGAAGAAAUGGGUGGUAUGGCUAAAGCAGUAGCAGACGGUAUUCCAAAACUUCGUAUUGAAGAGUGUGCGGCCAGAAACCAAGCAAUGAUUGACUCUGGUGCUAAGGUAAUUGUAGGAGUAAACAAGUAUCGUUUGGAAAAGGAGGAAACUGUUGAUGUGUUAGUUAUUGAUAAUACUGCUGUGCGAAAUCAACAGAUUGCAAAACUGAAAAAGUUAAAAGCAUCCAGAAAUGAAGCAACAGUAGCAGAAUGUCUUGAUGCCAUCACUGAAUGUGCACGCUCAGGAGAGAAAAACUUGCUGGCUCUUGCGGUAGAUGCUGCACGUGCAAGGUGUACAGUUGGAGAAAUUACAGAUGCAAUGAAAAAGGUAUUUGGUGAACAUCGAGCAAGUGAUCGUAUGGUGACUGGUGCAUAUCGACAAGAAUUUGGUGAUAAUGAAGAAAUGUCAUUGGCAAUAAACCGCAUCGAAAGAUUUGCAAAGAAUGAAGGCCGUCGUCCUCGUCUGCUUGUUGCUAAAAUGGGUCAAGAUGGGCACGACAGAGGAGCAAAAGUUAUUGCAACAGGAUUUGCUGAUCUUGGCUUUGAUGUGGAUAUAGGACCACUAUUUCAGACUCCUCGAGAAGUGGCUCAACAAGCAGUAGAUGCGGACGUUCACUGUGUGGGUGUCAGUUCUUUGGCUGCUGGGCACAAAACCCUUGUGCCAGAACUGAUUAAAGAACUCUAUGAUCUUCGGCGCCCUGAUAUUUUGGUCAUUUGCGGUGGUGUGAUUCCUCCCCAGGAUUAUGACAUUUUGUACAAGGCAGGUGUUUGCAGCAUCUUUGGUCCAGGUACCAGAAUUCCAAUUGCAGCACUACAGGUGCUUGAUGACAUUGAAAGAAAUUUAGUCAAAAGGCAGCAAUCAAUGUGAAUGUCAUCUCGGAUGCCAACAAAUACUUUUUACUUUAGAGAUAUGCUAUGCUUUCUGUGCGAGGCAAAUGAAUUACAAUUUUUUUUUGACUUCUUUACUUUCUAGGAAAGUUUGUAGACUAUCAAUAUAUUGUAUCUAUCUUGGUUCACUUACUGGAGUAAUCUAUGAUCCUGUAUUCAAACUUUUGCAAAGGCCGUAACAACAUUUUGUGUAAAUGCUAAACUUAUAACUAAGUAUACCUCAGUUAAAUGCCUAAUGUUGAAAUGACUUUGGAGUACAAUUGCAUUUGCUUGAUUCAUGAUUGUGAAUAGUUUGUUCCAUGACCUGUGGAGAAAAAUAAAUGAAAAUAUUUUUGUGUAA